Messenger RNA from Centruroides sculpturatus (bark scorpion), 2523 nucleotides. Its product is annotated as putative nuclease HARBI1. The transcript is spliced from 2 exons. The coding region runs from base 1275 to 2465 and encodes 396 amino acids. NCBI's taxonomy places the organism in Eukaryota, Metazoa, Arthropoda, Arachnida, Scorpiones, Buthidae. The record is from RefSeq and is a predicted model, not a curated record.
UUUAAAAUAUUCUGUUUACUGUGUGCAGGUGCAUGCAUGCAGGCACACAUUUGAACAAUUUGCUCUCUCAUGCAUAAUACUUUGAUACUUUUAACUUCUUUUCCAUAUGCCAAAUUCAUAUUUUUAUACAUUUUUUAGCCAACAAACAAAAAUUUUCAGCUACUGUUUGGUGCACUUUCUGGCCAUUUUUGGUUUCAUAACAUUGAAAUUGCCUGUAAAAGUCAUUUUUAUUGUCUGUUUUCUGUUUAAUUUACAGUUUUUAACAUUUUAUAUAAUGUUUUAUGCUUUGUUACAUAUUCACUGUAAAAGUUAAAAUUUUUGUAUCUUAAUAAGAGAUUUUAUAGGUUUUCUUUUUAGCUCUCUGGGAAUGGAAUACCCUCUUUGUAACAUGCAAAUGUACUGUUUGACUUUCAACAUUUGACCUCCACAAACUUGCUAAAAUUAUUGCCUUUCUAACAUUUUUGAUCUACUCUGAAGUUCUUCUUCAGGAAAUUAGAACAUAGUGGAAUGUUCAUUGAAUCUCCAAACAGGAAAAUUUAAUUUCAUAUCAAAUACAGUUUAAAUUGGCUGUCAUAUGCAUACCUCAUAAUGUAUGGAUAGGCAGCUCACAAAGCAUUGCCUGUUAUGAGGUGCCCAUUCUUUGUUGUUAAUACAAUUUCCUGCUCUUUGCCUUGAAAAUUUCAAAUGCCUCCAUCUCUCUAUGUUCCGCACAUAACAAUGUUUUUAAUAUAGAGGCUUGUUGAAAAAAUGGGACGAUCCCUACAUCUGAUGCAUUUUGAGGUUGAUGGAGUACUUACUGUUAAGUUCAUUCAGAACAAACUUUUAUCUGAAACAUUUUUUCUGAAAGAUUCAUUUAUUAGAAGUUAUGAAAUUUGAUGUUUUAUGUGGCUACUAAAGUACACAAGUGCAUAUCUGUGGAUAAAGGAAGAAAAUGCUUUAAAAAAUCAUUAGCAAACUAUUAUUAUUUGAUGUAAUCGAGAUCAGUGUCUUCUCUUCAUAACAAGCAUCGGUGCAAGUUUUUGUAUAAGUUCAUUAUUCGAAGAAAAAAAUAAUUUCAUCAAAUGUAGUGCCAUCUGUGAUGAAACUUAUGGUCCUCUUAACGUCUAACAAUUUUGUGAAAUUAAUUUUUCUGAUAUACCGUACGUUUCUAUAUUCAACGGUUGACUCAACAGUGAAUUUUCCGUUGAGUCCCUCCGUUGAACGAUCUGACGUCACGUUCUGUAGAAAAAAGAAACGCUUUCGUUGAGAGUAGUGUUGAGAGGUCGCUUUUCAAGAUGGCGUACUUAACUAACGAGAAGGUGGCGAUUAUGACUGUUUUAUUAAAUAGUAUUUCUGAGAGUAGAGGGGGUUACGAGAUGUUUUUUAAAUCUAAAAAAGAUAAUGAAGAUAUUCCAUUUCUGUAUGCUGCUGCAGUGGAAAAAUCGAAAAAAGCCAAAAUAGAAGGCUAUGUCGAAAAUAUCGUUCCCAGAUACAACGACAUGGACUUUAAGUCUCAUUUUCGUCUUUCUAGAAGCACUGUCGAAAGGUUAAUGGAACAGCUUCCUGAACAAAGGACUGGCCCUGGUCGAACAGGACUAAGAGAAACAUCACUACAAACAGUUGUAUUGAUGUCUCUAUGGUUGUUAGGCAAUCAGGAGUCGUUUCGUGGCGUUGCGGACAGAUUUGGAAUAAGCAGAGGACAUGCCUAUAGAGAAUUUGUAUAUUUUAUUAAAACCGUGUCUUCGUUAAGAUCUAAAAUUAUUGUUUGGCCCAAAGGUGAAAAAGCUAAAAGCACCAUAAGGAACUUUGAGACCUUACGAGAUAUAAGCUUUCCAGAUGUAAUUGGAUGUAUAGAUGGAGCCCAUAUAUCGAUAUCAGCCCCAAAAGCAUCAAAAAAUGCAUAUUUUAAUAGAAAGCAGUAUACAUCUGUAAUUCUUCAAGCAGUAUGUGAUUCUAAAUUAUUGUUUACAGAUGUGUUUGCAGGGUGGCCAGGAUCUUCACACGAUUGCAGAGUUUGGAGCAACUCACCACUAUGUGAAGCCCUAGAAAAAAACCCUAUGAUUCCAGAAGGGGCCCAUCUCCUUGGAGAUGGAGCUUAUCCACUUUCUUCAAGUAUGAUGAUACCCUAUAAAGACAAUGGUCAUUUGACAAGGAAAGAGAAACUUUUUAAUCAAAUUUUAAGUUCGAGUAGGGUCGUCAUUGAACAAGCAUUUGGACAAUUAUUUGGGCGAUUUAGAAGACUAAACCAUUUGUUUAUGUUUAGAGUUGAUCGAAUCCCCCAAGUUAUUGUAACAGCGUGUAUUCUGCAUAAUUUAUGUAUUUUAGAGAAUGAUGAAUAUUUAGAUGUGUUUGAUAAUGUUUCUGCAUCAUCUUGGAAUACAACUGUCCCUGUAAAUUUUUCUCAAAGAACAGAAGUGAAUAGAGUUGAUGGAGUAAAAAAAAGAGAACACAUUGCUAAUAGAUUAUUUUUACUGGCAAAUUGUUAACGUAAUUUAACAAACAAAUUUCUCUUAUUAAAAUUGUUUUAUAUAUAAUUAACAUGUA